This is a messenger RNA of Heteronotia binoei (common prickly gecko), 3324 nucleotides long. It is a transcript of the gene STARD7, whose product is annotated as StAR related lipid transfer domain containing 7. The coding region runs from base 197 to 1447 and encodes 416 amino acids. The record is from RefSeq and is a predicted model, not a curated record. NCBI's taxonomy places the organism in Eukaryota, Metazoa, Chordata, Lepidosauria, Squamata, Gekkonidae. Gene Ontology annotation, molecular function: lipid binding. The transcript is spliced from 9 exons.
CCGGCGGAAUUGGCGUGGUUUACGGCACUGAGGGCUGCAAGAAGCGGGCUUCAUGUGGGCUUCGGCGCGAGGGGGCCGGAGGGGAAGCUGGAGAAACGCGGGGCUGGCGGCGCUCCUUCCUGUUCUCCACCUUGGGCAAGGCCGCCGCCGGGGACCAGAUUCCUGGACUCCGGGUCAUCAGUGAGGCUGAGCAGGCAUGUUCCACCCACUCCAGUGGAGGCCUCCCUCCAGCAUUUAUUCCUGUUACACCAACUCAGCCCGCUUCUUUGGCUUCAACAGGAAACUUGGUUUCUGUCAGAAUGAGAAGUCCUUGAAGGGCACCUUCCAAUGGUUGUUUGCUUGGCUACAGAAAAGUACAGAGAAAUGUCCUGAGCAGAGAAGCCUUCUCUCCCUGCUGGCCAACCAGUGCAGCUAUGUAACCAGCCAGAGGGUCCAACGUGCCCAGCAGAUUGGACAGUUGUACAGUAACAUCUACUCUGAGAGGACACGUAAGAGCCUAUUCAGCUCCUUAUGGCGCAGGUUCCAAGGACGUUAUGGCAGUGCUGGUAAGCUGAUGGCUGCCUUCACCGGUGUGUUCUUGUGGGAAGAGGAAAGAAUCAAAGAAGAAGAACUGAAAAGGUCUGCAGAAGACAUGAAACGCGUGGAAGAAAUAACCGGACUGUUUUGGGGCAAUGGAAAGGAGAACCAGACACAGGAGACAAAGCCCCGCAAGGACAUAACUUCUGAUCCUGAGGAACAGAGCUGGGAAAUGGUGAUGGACAAGAAGCACUUCAAGCUGUGGCGACGUCCAAUUGGGGGGUCUCAUCUGUACCAGUAUCGAGUCUUUGGGACAUACAUGGAUGUGACUCCAAGGCAGUUUUUCAAUGUGCAGCUGGAUACUGAGUAUCGCAAGAAAUGGGACUCACUAGUCAUCAAACUGGAGGUGGUUGAGAGGGAUCAGGACACUGGAUCAGAGGUUGUUCACUGGGUAACUCACUUUCCGUAUCCAAUGUACUCACGGGAUUACGUGUAUGUUCGACGGUACAGUGUCGACCAGGAGAACAAUCUGAUGGUUCUGGUGUCACGAGCGGUUGAGCACCCAAAUGUCCCCGAGGAUCCUGAAUUUGUCCGUGUACGCACUUACGAAUCCCAGAUGGUUAUUCGCCCUCACAAAACAUUUGAUGAGAAUGGCUUUGACUACCUGCUAACGUACAGCGACAACCCUCAGACUGUGUUCCCUCGCUACUGUGUAAGCUGGAUGGUUUCUAGUGGCAUGCCAGACUUCCUGGAAAAGCUGCACAUGGCAGCCCUGAAAGCCAAGAACAUGGAAAUAGAAGUGCGUGACUACAUCUCCUCAAAGCCCAUGGAGGGAGGGAGCACCAGCAGCAGUGAGGGGGCAGCCAGUGUACCCAACCAGGAGCACAAGGGUGAAGGACCCUGCAGCCCUCUUCAGAUGGGCUAUGCCUAAAGGAAGUUGCUCCCCCACCAAGUUGACAGCCCAAGCCUCUCACUUGCAAACAGGGAUGGCCAAGGAACUGUGCCACCAAGGAGGGAAGCUGCUAGGAACCAUUAGGCUGCUCUGGGAAACAAGAGUUCAGCCAGUCUCCUGUCUCCAUGCUCCUUGCCCUGCCCCCUCUUCUGUGCCAUCUUGGAAGAAACCAGUAAGACCAUGGUGGCUUGGAGCCAAGCCUGGCAAUUUUGAAAAGCAGUCUUGUGUAGCUCUGUAUAUACUGGUGAUCUUAUUUUCUACUGGGAAUGCUCUCCUCCCUGACGGUUUGGUGCUGCCCACAUUAUGUUGGGCUCCCCCCCCCUCCCUUCCCUGCAAAAUUGCCUGGCUGCUGCAGCCUUUUAACACUUUUUUGUACCUCUUGUGGCAUAUGGGCACCAGCAGUGCCUGAGCAUGUGUGUUGUGUGAAGCCAGUCCAAAAGACAGACACUUGCUUCUGGGAGCCAAGAAGUUGGAUCUCUUGCAUCUUCGGCAGCACCUGUUAGCCUGAGUGAGCCCUUGCGCUCUACCUUGCCACGUACCAAGGGCCAUUUCUUUACUGCCAUAGUGCCUUCCCCCCGUCUGGCACUACUGACUAGCCAUGUCAGCUGCUGGAGGCAGACCCCAAGCCUGGGGGAGGCUGCUGCACAGGGCCUUUUUGUUCAGUGCUACACGCUGCUGCCUGAAUGGUUAAGAAAUGGGGCUGUUGUGUAUCUCCUCUCCCAGUUGUUGGCUUGGUGACAUUUGACCAUUUCUUCUUUAAUUUCUCAAAAGGCAGCAGGUUGGGGCUUAACGUCAGUCAAAUGAACAGCAUCGGCAUGCCUUGGUUGCCUGGCGGCGCUGUGUAUUUUUGGUGGGGAGGGGGAGGGACAAGGCCUAUGAAAUGUUUCACAGCCUGUGGCUCCAAGUUGGGACAUGAAGGUCUCUGCAUCACUUGGGUGCAAAUCAGUGGGUCUCUUCUGCAUGGUGAGUUCAGAGGCAUGCAGCCUGCAGACUUGCCUCAGGCUACAAGUGGAGGGAGGGAAUCAAGUUCCCAUGAAAGGAAUUUGCUCAGAUGUGUUUGACUGGAGAGAGUUUCUUGUGCACUUUCUGUCAUGGAGGCAAGAGCUUUGAAACAUUUUAUACAGUAGGUGGAACUUCUUGUCUACUCUGACGAGCAGCAGCUCUCCAGUGGCAUCCAUCUCCUAGAUAUUCUGGGGUUUUUCAAAUCGUAGCUUUUUUGUUUUCCUCCCUUCAUCUAAAUAUAUUAAUCAGCCAGGUUCCCAGAAUGGGGCUGGGGGCUUAUACAUGAUGCACAUAUGAAGACAUGCACCUAUACUGAAGGAUUACACUCUGUCUUGUAGUGUGCAUCCUAAAUGGGCUCUCCUCAAGUGUAUUCUUCUGUAGGAAGAGAUUAUGCUAAGCGCAAAUUAAAAUGUUCCCUCUCCAGCCAAGGUUAUGCAAGGUUUGCUAUUGUGUAUAAAUAUCCUCAGAACCAUUUGUGCCAAGGAAAAAAUGGAUGAGUGUUCCUCCACCUCCAUUUUUCUUGUUUUUUUAGCAUGUGAUCUUAAGAGAGUCCUGCAGAAAAUGUGAGCCGUUAGAAAAUUGUUGGAAAAUGUGAGCCAUCUAGGUUAAGUUGAGGAGAUCUAGCUGUGAAGUUAGAAAGCUCUUCUCAGCUUGGUGACUGACUAGAGAUUGAAGGGGCCUAUAUUGCUGGGGUGGGUGGGGUGGUCUUGUGCAUGAAGGCCUCUCCGGUCUUGUUCUGUGGCCUGGGAGGGCCAUUAAUGUAGGUACCAACAGAUUUUUUUCUUGUGCUUUUACUUAAAACAAGUGGUUUUUAUGAAAAAAGGCACCAAUAAACUUAACUGACUGGUACAACA